CAGAGCCACGUUAUUUGGCCGGCAAACGGACAUCAUCCUCAAGGUUUUGCAUCCGUACCUCAACAAUCUACCGCAGGGCCGUCGAAACAGCUAGUUACAGAGACAGGUCCAUCCACUUUGUCUCAGGAUGAUGCUUCACCUCCGGGUCCUAAACCAGAAGAGAAGAAGGAGAAGGAACGACCAAAACGACCAGAUGCUGAGCAAAAAAUCAUUGAGGAGACUACAUCAGGGUUCGCGCUACGGAUCUUGACUGAUCAGAACAUGGCGCUGUAUCCCGAUAUUGACUCUCCGUUUGAAGACGCAUUUGAUGUAGUAGAGCGGCUGUUGCCAUAUCAUGUCUUUCAGCAGCCAGAGGACGAUCUGCAGGUAUUAAUUGGCAAAGGAAAGGGAAAAGAGAGGGCAACUAGCUCGGACACGACAGAAAUCGCUGAGACAAAGUUUGCACUCGGUUGCCACCGCCGACUUCGGAAGUUGCAGGAGCGUUUUGAACAUGCCAAAGUCACGUCGGGCAAUUAUACAUCAUCUGGGGACCAGGCAUACUUUCUGGCUCAAGCGGUCCUGGAGACGGAACGAGCAGACAACGCUGCGCUCAGCUCCGAGCUCCGAAAUGCGCGCACCGAAUUGGAUAUGAAGCAGCGUGAAAAACGGCUCGCGCAACAACAAACGUUUCGUCCGUCCUUCUAUCCUCAACCGUCUCAGGCACAGUACUAUCGCUCGUACCCCUAUGCCUAUACACAACCGUACGCAGCAGCUGCGCCACUUUACACAACCAUGUCGGCCGUUCCACCCACACCCACUGCGUCAUCACCCACUUCUGCGACCACGUCUACUCUUGGGACACCUUUGCAUACGGCGCCUCCGACCCCGGUGAGCUACGCGCAAACGCAUGUGACCCGCACGGCUAUUCCUGUGCAACUCCCGGCGAAUUCACUCAGCGCCCUACACGCACUUGGCAUCGUCCCCGUGCCUGCAGCGAACUUACCUCCGCCCGAUCAGCCACAGCCACCAGCAGUACUCAAGGAGACAACUCAGAAUGGCACAAUGCUUAGUCUGGAGAUCAACAUCUCUUUGUUGCAGAGCGCGCAGAUGAGCGGUCUGGCGAUUCUCCUCAAUUCGAUCAUGUCGAGAUCCAGCCAAGCGCAGACAGCUCCUGCGAAUACAGCAGGGGCGGCGGUGACACCGACGCCUGUCCGGUCAUCGCAACCAUCCACACCUAUCUCGGCAUCACCCCCGGGUCCGUCAACCGGAGUAGGCAACUAUUAUCAAAAUGGCUUUGGGGGCCAAUCGCACCCGCAGGGAACUAACUAGCAUAUGGUCCUUUCUGUACUUGAAAGUAGAGAAUUGAUUGUGGUCAAUAUGGUCGUCAAAUUUGUGGGGGUAUGUACAAUGGCUAUACAGGUUUGGUAAACAUCAGGGUCGUGCGUCAUAUUUUCGUGUGCGAAUAUUAGUCUGUGGUUCGGUCAGACUCGAAGAGUCUGACCGCGGCGGAAGUGCCCGACUUACGCGAAGGCGAUACCAAGAGUGACAAGGAAAGUAAUCCACCAGGCGCGAUACAAUGUGCCUCGUCCUUCCU
Messenger RNA from Coniophora puteana RWD-64-598 SS2, 1573 nucleotides. RefSeq lists its product as uncharacterized. Bases 262 to 1308 code for a protein of 348 amino acids. NCBI's taxonomy places the organism in Eukaryota, Fungi, Basidiomycota, Agaricomycetes, Boletales, Coniophoraceae. The transcript is spliced from 4 exons. The record is from RefSeq and is a predicted model, not a curated record.